AUGCUGCCGCCAACCUUCACCGGUGAGGGUGAGCUGAUUUAUCAGUUUUACGUCCUUGGCGAGAACCGAGUGAUGACUCUUCAAAGGGCCGGAGACCGAGAAUUUUGGGCAGACAACGAUUAUAGCAUCCUUGGAUCAUCCCACGGCUGGCUUUUCUUGUUCCACAAGGAAAGUUGCGACCUUAUCCUCUCCAAUCCCCUUUACGGCCGCCACGUAAUGCUUCCAUCCAUCUGCACAUUGUCAGAUAUCCCUAAAAGGCACUUGGACCGUGGCUUCAGGUCCCUGCAUGACAUCAUCAUCUCCAGCUCCAGCCCCGAUGACGACGACGAAUGCCGUGCGCUCGUCACUUUCAGCCCCCGCCAAAGACUGGCUUUCUGCUGCCCCAACAGCAGCAGUUUGGAGUGGACUGUGCUAGGCGAUAAGACAGACUACGAUUCAUGUGUUUACUCCGCCAAACAAAAGCUCUUUUUCUGUUUCAGAGAUGGAUAUUAUCAAGGUAUCCACGAGAAUAAGGAUCCUCGUCUGGAGGCUUGGGACCUCAAAGACCCUCAUUCUCCAAGGAUGAUUCUUAUGCCUUUGUCUUUUGAUAAGAACAACUACCCCACUGCCUACAGAUCAGAGCAAGAGCACAAACAAAAAGAUCAUCUCCCAAUAUGGGACGCCAUAUUACUAGCAGUUGCCGAGCCAACGGGCCAGCUUUUUCAUGUGAGACGGUUUACCAAGGACUGGGUUGGGGCCGAUGGCUACUACACCAAGGAUGAGUAUUAUGGGCCCAAGACAGGGAUCUACACGGAUCCUCCGUACAUGACAGUUGGUUUCGAUGUUCACAGAUACGACCCGAAGACUGGCUCCCUGGUUUACAUAGACCGCUCUCUGGAUGGGCUGACCCUUUUCCUUGGCUCUAAUAACGGGUUUGGGCUCCCAGCUGCCGACUUCCCUGAGCUGAAGCCCGAUUCCAUUUACUACACAGAACCCCCGAGGUGGCGCAAAGGUUGCCAUCAUGUUGACAAUUAUAAUUAUUAUGUUGGCAUCUUCAAUUACAGAGACGAGAUGUUUGCGCCGUGCUUCUAUCCUGUUGAUGUGCAGAGCAGUGUAAGGCAGUCUUCUCCGGUCUGUUACUCUAGCAGACCAACUGAAGUUGAGCACAUCUUCAGUUUGUCAAUGGUCACCACAUUCGUUAGCAUAUCUGUUGGGUUCUUGCUUCCUACAAUCUUCUUCAAGGUCAACACUUCAUCCUCAAGAAGUGAUUUGAUGAAAUGA
Messenger RNA from Striga hermonthica, 1260 nucleotides. NCBI's taxonomy places the organism in Eukaryota, Viridiplantae, Streptophyta, Magnoliopsida, Lamiales, Orobanchaceae. The record is from the annotation of a GenBank genome assembly.